Messenger RNA from Adineta steineri, 732 nucleotides. Lineage: Eukaryota; Metazoa; Rotifera; Eurotatoria; Adinetida; Adinetidae. The record is from the annotation of a GenBank genome assembly.
AUGUAUUCUGAUUUCACUCAACUAGAUUCUUCAUGUUCGAUUGGCAAAAAUCGUGUACGAUCGAUGGUUAAUCAACUUAAUGCUGCAGUAUCAUCUACUCGUCCAGCUGCUCCAUCGAUCAUAUCUGUUAAACGUACAACACCAACUUGUCCGCCAACAGUUAAUUCUCGUCGACCAGGAUCAACAGAAUCAAUAAUAAAUUCAACACCAUCAACUACUAAAACUACAAUAACAUCACCCAAUCGUCCAUCACUUCAACGCGCAAUGACAAUUAAUAACAAUAGUUCAGGAUCACCAUCAACAUCUUCAACAACAAAUAAUAAUAUUCCAUCAGCUUAUAAACGAAAAACUCCACUUAUUCGUUCAACAUCUAAUGUAAAAGAAGGUCUUCUUCGUUGGUGUCAAGUACAAGUUGCUGAUUAUCCCAAUGUAUCAGUAACAAAUCUUUCAUCAUCAUGGUCGGAUGGCCUUGCAUUUUGUGCUUUAACUCACCAUUUUUUUCCUGAUGCAUUUGAUUUCAAUAGUUUAUCAUCAACCAAUCGUAAAGAAAAUUUUGAACUUGCUUUUCGUACUGCGGAAGAACGAGCAGGUAUACCACGAUUACUUGAUGUUUCGGAUAUGCUUAUUAUGGGUAAUACACCUGAUUAUAAAUGUAUAUUUACUUAUCUUAAUUCAUUUUUGGCAAAAGUUAAAGAUAUUCAUCCAAUAACAAAUGGUAUUGAACAUAAUUAA